Gloeophyllum trabeum ATCC 11539 is the source of this 1605-nucleotide messenger RNA. RefSeq lists its product as uncharacterized. The coding region runs from base 1 to 1605 and encodes 534 amino acids. NCBI's taxonomy places the organism in Eukaryota, Fungi, Basidiomycota, Agaricomycetes, Gloeophyllales, Gloeophyllaceae. The record is from RefSeq and is a predicted model, not a curated record. The transcript is spliced from 5 exons.
AUGCCUAGCAAGCCGAAGUCCCAGCAAAGUAAUAAAGCUGCCACUCAAAGGGCACUGGCUGCACCUAUCAGCACCCAACGCCGCUCUGGGCAUACCAGCAAGGGGGGAGAUCAGCUCAAACCCCCCACGGCCACUGCGCCAACAACUCCCAUCCAAAAAACUACACCUGGCCCAGUACAGGACACAGUUGCGGCAUCAGAGCCCGACCCAGUCCAGGAAGCAGCUGCGGUAACAGAGUCCACCAGGCCAGCUCUAUCGGGAGGCAUCCCACCUGCCAACAUGACCCAACUUGCCUGUGCUUGCCCCAACAAACGAGGGCACCCUGCCCGUGAAGGUCACAGCGGUGCAACCAUUGCCAAUGGUCACUGCCACGACCGCAGCACGGGGCAAAGCUUGCCCCCGUUGAACCCGCCAUCACAGGCUGGAGCACUCGGCCCUCUAGCUGCCGCCAAUGUUAUGGCCGUGGAACAUGACCUGGAGCCAGAGGCUGAUGCCCGACCAGCUUCACCCCUAGCGAGGACCCCCUCACCCACCUGCGCUUCCCCCAUUGAGAUCGACGACGAUGAUGACGAUGCAAACUUCAUGGCACUCCAGCAAGGAGAUGGACCUCUGGGAAGCCCCCGGGGAGAGCAGACCCAAAUGGCUCAUGAUCAAUCCCGGCUGGGGCAUGAAGAAAGUCCUCCUGCACCCUCUAACUGCGACGCGCAGGUCCUGAGCCUCACCAACACGGCUAUCAAUGACGAGCUAAUGAAGGUACUUGUCCAGCUGAACAGCGGCAUAGCCAACCCAUACAGUGCCAGCAUCUGCAUCUCACCGCCGAACCCUGAGGAUCCCAACGUGCCAGCGCUGGGGGUAUGGCUGGGACAGAUCCCUGAAGCACUUGCAGCCAGGCUCUCGACUCAAAGCAUCUGGAGCUUCACCAAAAUCACCUUCACCCCCCUCGACCUCCUCGACCUUGAUGACAUUAGAGCUCCUGACCUUCUCAUGUUACUCAAGAACUUCAUCGACCACGCAACUGACAAAAUAGUGCGGGAUGCGAUCAUCUCCCGACUCAACGACCCCGAUGUUGCCUGGCAAAUCACAGGCCUCAUCAGCGACGAUCAGCCGUCAAAUGACAACAUGAACGUACUCGCGGGUGCAGCCGAAAUCCUCGACCUGAUCGAGGUGGAACACAUUGAGGCGAAAGCUCAGGGGGGCACAAGAGCUCUGUUGUGGAAGGUGAAACUGCGUUACAACCCCUUCCACCACAUCGAGAUCUGGGUGUUCUUCCACAAUCUCCUCGUGGGAUUAAGCUACCCAACAAACAUGGCAGGCAUCGGGGAACCUUACUUCCCUCGCCCCUGCGCUAUCUGCUCUUGUGUGUCACAUAUGCGGGGCCUCUGUACUCUACCCUCAUUACCCGGCUGGAAUGGGCCCACGACAGCUACGAUCGGGCUCUCCUGCAACAUGCCACGGAGAGGCACUCCUGCGUGGAACACACUGCUUGUGGCCUAUGCCCCGCACCUAGCACGGGAAUAUGGUAAGGAUGACUCGUGCUUGGAUGAACCCUCGCUCAACUGCCAAAACACUCGACGUGAUGGUCCUAGUCACUGCUGUGGCAACUAA